Molecule: messenger RNA, 2430 nt
Organism: Penicillium oxalicum
Lineage: Eukaryota; Fungi; Ascomycota; Eurotiomycetes; Eurotiales; Aspergillaceae
Product: DNA-dependent ATPase RAD54
Exons: 3
Coding region: 1-2430 (809 amino acids)
Biological process (GO): double-strand break repair via synthesis-dependent strand annealing; reciprocal meiotic recombination
Cellular component (GO): nucleus
Molecular function (GO): hydrolase activity, acting on acid anhydrides; ATP binding; DNA translocase activity
Source: RefSeq, a predicted model, not a curated record
AUGCAAAACAGGUAUCGCCCUCGGCCGGUCGCCACUGCGGACGGCAACGUCAAGACUCCCCUACAGCCAAAAUCUGUAAAUGUGCUGGAUCGACUCAUCAAACCAUUCAAAUGCCCCGGAUCAGCGACACAUACACGCGCAUCGGACAAGCCAGCACGGAAGAGAAGAAAGGUCAACUACGCAGAUGCAGACGGCAGCGUUGAGGAUGGCGCAGAAAAGGCAUACACAAACGAUGACCGUCUGGCGUUAGCAACUCGUGAAGUGAACAAAUUUCCCGUCUUCAAGCCGAAAGACUCGGAUACGGCAUUCAGACAGAGGUUUCGGGUCCCCCUCGUGAAUAAGAAUACUGGUGAAUACAAUGCUGGACGACCAGCUCCUACCCUCGGCAUGCGCCAAGGCGCCACAUUUGUUGCGAAGCCACUCCAUGACCCAAGUGGAGAGUUCGCAAUUGUUCUGUAUGAUCCAACGAUUGACGACGUUCCCGAGGAGGCUGAAUCAAAGCCAGAAGAGCCCAAGGAGCCAGCGGGGCCCAAAUUGGACGAGCCCUUGGUACAUAAGAGCCUGGCGGAUAUUUUGGGCAUUAAGAAGAAGGUUGAAGGAAGACCAAAGGUGCCCGUUGUGAUCGAUCCGAGGCUGUCAAAGAUCUUGCGACCGCAUCAGGUAGAAGGGGUAAAAUUCUUGUAUCGUUGUACGACUGGUCUGAUUGAUAAGAAUGCGAACGGUUGCAUUAUGGCAGACGGAAUGGGUCUCGGAAAGACAUUGCAAUGUAUCUCUUUAAUGUGGACACUACUGAAGCAAGACCCAGAGGCUGGAAAGACGACAAUACAGAAAUGCGUAAUCGCAUGUCCGUCCAGUCUGGUGGGUAAUUGGGCAAAUGAAUUGACGAAGUGGCUCGGCAAAGACGCAACAACCCCCUUUGCCAUUGACGGCAAGGCCACCAAAGCCGAGCUCACCUCGCAGAUCAAGCAGUGGGCCAUUGCCUCAGGUCGCAGUGUUGUGAGACCUGUGCUCAUUGUGUCAUACGAGACACUUCGUAUGUAUGUCGACGCUCUCAAGGAUACCCCGAUCGGUCUCCUUCUAUGCGACGAAGGACAUCGGCUCAAAAACAAAGAAAGCUUGACAUGGAUGGCUUUGAACAGUCUCAAUGUCAGCCGUCGUGUCAUCCUGUCCGGCACACCCAUCCAGAAUGACUUGUCUGAAUACUUUUCCUUACUUCAUUUCGCCAACCCUAAUCUUCUGGGCUCACAGAAUGAGUUCAGAAAGAGAUUCGAAAUCCCCAUUCUUCGUGGUCGGGAUGCCGCCGGCACCGAAGAGGACAGAAAGCUAGGUGAUGAACGUCUGCGAGAGCUGUCGGCUAUCGUCAACAAGUUCAUCAUCCGCCGCACGAACGACAUCUUGUCCAAGUACCUGCCUGUGAAGUACGAGCAUGUGGUUUUCUGUAAUAUGGCCCCCUUCCAGCUGGAUCUCUACAACCACUUUAUCCAAAGCCCCGAGAUUCGCAGUCUGCUUCGAGGGAAAGGCAGUCAGCCGUUGAAGGCGAUCGGCAUUUUAAAGAAGCUUUGCAACCACCCAGAUCUUCUGAACCUGUCCGAGGAUCUUCCUGGUUGUGAACACACUUUCCCGGAGGAUUAUGCCCCUCCAGAAGCCCGUGGACGUGACCGGGACGUUAAGACGUGGUAUUCGGGCAAAAUGAUGGUGCUGGACCGCAUGCUUGCCCGGAUCCGGCAAGACACAAAUGACAAGAUUGUGCUCAUCAGCAACUACACACAAACUCUCGAUCUGUUCGAGAAGUUAUGCCGGUCGCGUGGGUAUGGCAGCCUGCGACUGGAUGGCACCAUGAAUAUCAAAAAGCGAACCAAGCUUGUGGAUAAGUUCAACAACCCGGAUGGCGAAGAGUUCAUUUUCCUUCUCAGUAGUAAGGCUGGAGGAUGUGGUCUCAACCUCAUCGGUGCCAACCGGCUGGUUCUAUUUGACCCCGACUGGAACCCGGCCGCUGACCAGCAAGCCCUGGCCCGCGUCUGGCGUGACGGCCAGAAGAAAGACUGUUUUGUCUAUCGAUUUAUCGCUACGGGAUCAAUCGAGGAGAAAAUUUUCCAACGUCAAUCUCACAAGCAGUCUCUUUCCUCCUGUGUGGUUGACUCCGCAGAGGAUGUUGAGCGCCAUUUCUCUCUUGAGUCUCUACGAGAACUGUUUCAGUUCAAGCCCGAGACUCGCAGUGACACACACGAUACGUUCAAGUGCAAGCGUUGUCGUGAGGAUGGUACCCAAUUUGUCAAGGCGCCUGCGAUGCUUUAUGGCGACACCAGUUCAUGGAAUCACUUUGUCAAUAAUGGGGAGAAUGGUCCGCUGGCUAAGAUUCAGGACUUGCUCAUCCGGCAGGAGACUGGCGAGAGAGAUGUGUCCUCGGUCUUCCAGUAUAUCAGUCAUUAA